Molecule: messenger RNA, 839 nt
Organism: Solanum verrucosum
Lineage: Eukaryota; Viridiplantae; Streptophyta; Magnoliopsida; Solanales; Solanaceae
Product: exosome complex component RRP41 homolog
Exons: 11
Coding region: 77-808 (243 amino acids)
Biological process (GO): nuclear mRNA surveillance; U4 snRNA 3'-end processing; rRNA catabolic process
Cellular component (GO): nuclear exosome (RNase complex); nucleolus; cytoplasmic exosome (RNase complex)
Source: RefSeq, a predicted model, not a curated record
GUCUCCUCUCCAACCCUCCCCCCUGCUCUAAAACCUCAGGAAAUUGGCACACUCCAACUCUUCCAGCUGAACAAAGAUGGAGUACGUUAAUCCCGAAGGUCUCCGUUUAGAUGGUCGCCGUCCAAUGGAGAUGAGACAACUUCGUGCUGAAAUAGGGGUUGUAUCGAGAGCAGAUGGUUCCGCCUCUUUUGAAAUGGGUAAUACCAAAGUCAUUGCUGCAGUUUAUGGUCCUAGGGAGGUUCAGAACAGGAGCCAACAGAUGAAUGACCAGGCACUGGUACGCUGCGAGUAUAGCAUGGCUAAUUUCAGCACUGGCGAUCGCCGGAGAAAAACAAAGGGUGAUAGGAGAUCCACGGAGAUAUCUCUUGUUAUUCGCCAGACAAUGGAAGCUUGCAUAUUGACUCACCUGAUGCCUCGCUCUCAGAUAGACAUUUAUGUCCAAGUCCUCCAAGCAGAUGGAGGUACAAGAUCAGCAUGCAUAAAUGCUGCCACACUGGCACUAGCUGAUGCCGGGAUUCCCAUGCGUGAUCUUGUCACAUCGUGCAGUGCUGGUUACCUGAAUAGCACACCUCUUCUUGAUUUAAACUACUUGGAAGACAGUGCUGGAGGCGCUGAUGUCACUGUAGGAAUUUUACCUAAGUUGGACAAAGUAACCCUUCUGCAGAUGGAUGCUAAACUACCAAUGGAUAUUUUUGAAAAUGUCAUGCAAUUAGCAGUUGAAGGCUGCAAAGCAGUGGAAAGCCACAUCCGAGAAAUAUUGCUAGAAAAUGCUCAGACAUUGGUGAUUCGCCAAGGGUAUGGCUCUUAACAGGCUGACGAACUUUUAUAGAGUUUUUGGU